Bombyx mandarina (wild silkworm) is the source of this 1840-nucleotide messenger RNA. It is a transcript of the gene Scp1, whose product is annotated as Sarcoplasmic calcium-binding protein 1. The record is from RefSeq and is a predicted model, not a curated record. Gene Ontology annotation, molecular function: calcium ion binding. Lineage: Eukaryota; Metazoa; Arthropoda; Insecta; Lepidoptera; Bombycidae.
CAGUCCGCGCGUUCAGACGCGUGUGUCAAACGUACCGAAAUAUUAAAAAAUAUAUAUUGUGAAAUUGGAUAAUUAAUUUGUGCUGAUAGCCACAUAUUUAUAUUUUAAAACUAUUUAAUAUAAAAUGGCGUAUUCCUGGGACAAUCGUGUCGCUUUCGUUGUAAAAUAUCUUUACGAUAUAGACAACAAUGGGUAUCUGGACGCGCACGAUUUCCAUUGUCUGGCCCUCCGGACGUGCGUGCUUGAAGGGAAGGGCGACUGCAGCUCCGCCCGUCUCCAGAAGUACCAGCACGUGAUGCUCAAUCUGUGGGAAGAGAUCGCACAGCUGGCGGACUUCGACAAGGUGCCGGACUAUGACGGCAUCGUAACGGUUGACGAGUUUAAGCAGGCUGUUAUGAACAGCUGCGUGGGUAGGAGGUACGAAGACUUCCCUCAGUCGAUGCGAGCGUUCAUCGAGACUAACUUCAGGAUGAUCGACAUUAACUGUGAUGGCGUGCUCGCCCUCGAAGAGUACAGAUACGACUGCGUGCAGAGGAUGGUCGUGGAGGACAUCAAGGUUGUCGACGAAGCCUACAGUACACUGUUAAAUGAUGACGACAGGCGGAGGGGCGGCCUGACGCUCUCCAGAUAUCAAGAACUCUUCGCUCAGUUCCUGGGCGACGUUAGCGAUGACUGCGAAGCGAAACACUUGUUUGGACCAUUAGAAUUUUAGGAUCUCUUAUAAAUUUUUAGGUUAAAUUUUAAUCAUGACUGAAAUGUUCUUUCUCAUAAAAUACCUACAUCAUAAUAUUUAUUAGCCUAUUUGUUAUAUGAGUACGUUUUUAUUGAAUGUAAAUUUACUAAAUUGUUCAAAGGUAAUUGUAAAAAAAAUUUUUCGUGGCUCAAGAUGAGCGUUUUAAAUUUAGGUUUAAGUAAAGGUCAGCAGCGGCGCCUUGUCGUUUUGGAUUCAAUGGUUCUCAAUUAUUCGACUCAAACGAGCUUUAGUGGCGGAUGAAGAUUUACAAGUUUUUCUUACAAGUGGUGUUAUGAGCUGGGAAUAUUGUGAGGCCGCCAACUCGUCUCGUACCCCCGAAUACGCCGCUGAGUCAGGGUUGCCAGAGUUGCCAGAUUUUUAUUUCAUAUUUUGCCUAUAAAUAAGAGGCAAAUGCUUAAAUAGGAAAAAAAUACGGGAUUUACUUUUUACCCGGGACAAAUAAAAAACAAAAUUAUAUAGUGAGAUUCUUUUUUUUUUAUAUUUCUUCGAGGAGCAAGUCAGUGUUAACAUAUUUUUAUCGGUUUUAACAUAUUUAUAAAAAUCAAUACAAUUAUAAUUGUACGGUUUGAAUAAGGGACAGAGUCAAUCCCGCCGGGACAUUUUAUACUAAGCCUAAAAUACGGGAUGUCCCGGGAAAUACGGGACGUCUGGCUACUCUAGUCAGAACCGACGUGGGUCGCAGAGUGCGCUCACCCCUCACGCAGCAGCUUACACGUCAUUCUCUGGUCUUCCCUCGUAGCUUCCGAACAGUGAUGGAUUUACGCCUAGGCCCUUGAGACCAGUGCUUAGGACGGCAUGAUUUACACCGUAUAGUGCCUCGCGCGCCUUUCUCAAGGCGUAGUCUCUCGGCAGGAAUUGGCAGAGGAGGAGGAUCCCGGUCUACCUCUUCUCCCUCUUGUUCUCUGGAGGCACCGGAGUCCGACAUAACCCAGUCUGUUAAAAAAAGGGCGGCAUGAAUUGAGUGCCGGCAAAUUUUUUUAAAUGCCAAAAUUUUAGAGACGAAAUAAAGUAGACUGUCUCCUUUGAAAAUGAGUUCAGAUUAUUUUGUGUAAAAAAAUUAUAAAGUUAAUUUAUAUUUAAUAUAAA